CUUACCCACGUGACCAAACAACAGAAGCCACCUGUGUUUAUCAGGUGUUGUAAAAUAACAGCGAAAGCACCUGCACGAUUCACCCUGCAACCAGAUAGACGCGCUAAUUAGUAAUCAUGAGUCAGAGUGGGAAGAUGCAUCGCUCGUACCAAUCUAUCCUUCCAACACACAACAAACUUCUACAAAAGAGGUGGGAUGAAACUUACUACAAUGAACACAGGAGAAAGGUCAGAGAUGCUGUCCCAAUUGUAGAUACCAAAGCUCCCCAGACAUAUAUGCAUUUGCAUCUUAAAUUGAAAAAGUUACAGCUGGAGGAAGAGAGGCUUGCAACCAUUGAAAGAGAUAACAGAAUCCUUCUGGAAAAGAUGUCUUAUAUCAUGCGCACACGAGGAAGAAUAGAUAAUAGGAAUAAUUACGAAUACAAAAGUUUGAACAGAGAAAAACGACAGAGGGAACUCCUCCGUAUUACGCGGGAAAAUCAAGAGAUACUGAAGAGAAUCACGUUACGUCAGCCAGAAUACGACCACCUGAAGUGGGAGAUGGAGUGGGAAGAAAAGCUCAAGUUUAUUGAUAAUAUUUCACAGUAUCCAAUGGGAUGGUGGGAAAAGCCAGAAAAGAAGAAAUCCAGCAAGGAUGGAAGGAAGAGUACAGAUAGUGAGAAGAAGGAUCAAGAAAAGGAGGUCACAGAGGAGGAGACACAGAGGGAAGAUGAACAAACACAGGAACAGGAGGAAGUGACUGCAUAAAAAA
Molecule: messenger RNA, 750 nt
Organism: Lingula anatina
Lineage: Eukaryota; Metazoa; Brachiopoda; Lingulata; Lingulida; Lingulidae
Product: sperm axonemal maintenance protein CFAP97D1
Source: RefSeq, a predicted model, not a curated record